AUGGAAAAUUUAUUUUAUCAAGUUCAUCCUGACAUUCCAUUUUUCGAUCUAAAAAAAUACUAAUAAACAAAAUUAAUAGCUUCCUCGAAUAAUAGGGUAUACCUCUAUAAGUUUUUGAAUUAACAAAUUGCUGUUAAAGAAAUUAUAUUUCAAUUCUUGUGUAUUAAUUUAUAUUAUUUAGAGAAAAUGAACAUUUAGAAAAACUAAAAAAAUAAUAUUAAAUACAGAAAGAAUAUAGUGAAACGAUAAUCUAAAUAUAUGGAAUGGCUAUGUAAAAAUAAGAAAGAUUUUCAGGAAAAUAUUCAACAAGUAUAAAUUUUAAUUACAGUUAGUAAUCUAUAUCUGUAUGGAAUAUAUGUAAUAUUGUUUAUAAGAUCAUAUUGAAUUAAUUAGAAAAGAAUAGUUUCGAAUAAAUGAAUUUUCUUUUAUUAAUUUAUUGAAAUCUGGCAUUCAAACUCAUGCAUAUUUAUAAUCGAUUCAUAUGUGCCAUGGAGAUAUAAAGCCAUAAAAUAUUUUGAUAAAUGAUAAAAUAAAUCCAACUCAAUUUAAAACUUGUGACUUUGAUAACUUGAUUAAACUUAAUCAAUCUAAGUUACAGCCUUGCAUUUUUUCAACCAAAUUAUAUCAUGCACCAGAAAUAUAAUAAGCUAUAAAAGAAGGAAUGGAGUCAUUUCAUUAUAAUCCAUACAAAGCACAAAUAUAUAGUUUUGGUCUUUGUUUGAUAUAAAUGCAUCCUGAAGUAGAUAUUUGCAAAAUUAAUCAUAUUUCAUUUAUGCGAAUAGAAUAGGUUUAUGGUCAAUUAAUUUCAUAAUUGAUUAUUAAAAUGUUAGAUCCAAUAAAUUAUAAUAGGCCAGACUUCUUUGAAGCAUUAUAAUUUAUAAAUAAGAAUUCAAUCGCUAAUAUAUCAAAGGACUUUUAUACUAUUUAAGGAAAUGAAGUAUUGAAAAGCUAAAAUUCUUGUUUUCGAAAUACUCCAGAUAUGUUUGAUACCUUAAGAAGAGAAUCGAAAUAUCCAAAUUAAUUAUGUGAUAGUGUUGAUACAACUUCUGAAUUCAUAAUUAAAGGUUUAGUAAAUUAAUCAAAUGAUGAAAAUGAUAUUAUAAAUGAUAGUUAAUUAGAACCUUUAGUUGAAAUUAGUAAGCAAUUUAAAUAAAUUAGAUAGCGUGAAGACUAAAAAAAGGUUUUGUUGUACAAAUUAAAUAACUAAAGUAAUAAUUAUAGCUUUUUGCUUGAUAUUACUAAUACUAUCAUUAAUAAUCUUUUUGUCAAUGUAUUAAUUUUGA
Molecule: messenger RNA, 1283 nt
Organism: Paramecium sonneborni
Lineage: Eukaryota; Ciliophora; Oligohymenophorea; Peniculida; Parameciidae
Source: the annotation of a GenBank genome assembly